Diospyros lotus (date-plum) is the source of this 3257-nucleotide messenger RNA. Its product is annotated as pentatricopeptide repeat-containing protein At3g07290, mitochondrial. Bases 106 to 2829 code for a protein of 907 amino acids. The record is from RefSeq and is a predicted model, not a curated record. Gene Ontology annotation, molecular function: protein binding. NCBI's taxonomy places the organism in Eukaryota, Viridiplantae, Streptophyta, Magnoliopsida, Ericales, Ebenaceae. The transcript has a single exon.
UGGUGGCGUUGGCGCGGUAGUAGCAACCUGCCCGGUUCAAAAAUCAAAAGCAAACGCCUUUCUCAGUUUGCCCUCGCUCCCAUUCCAGCAUGCAAACGUGUAUGUAUGGGCAUCUGCAUGUUGAUUCGCACGAAUAAGCUUCUAGAGUUGUGCUUGAAGCAUUCUCGUGCACAGCAACAUCCUGUCUCAAUGUUCUCAUCAAUUUCUCUUUCAUCUUGCCCAACUGUUCCAGCAUCCUUGGAUGAUAGUGAUACCAUUCGUCUCUUUUCGGCUUCGAUGAACCAACCCAAUUGGGAAAAAAGCAACCGCCUAAAAUCGCUGGCUUCUCACCUUCCUCCCCAUGUUGCUUCCAAUAUUAUUGCACAGCAUAGUGACAAGCCUGAGCUCGGGGUCCGAUUUUUCAGAUGGGUAAGCAAGCAAUCCACAUAUUGCUAUGAUUUAGAUAGUAGAAUUAAUCUUCUCAAGUUAUUGGUACUUCGUAAUUUGUUUUCUGUUGCACAUAGGGCCGUAAUUUUCUUGAUUAAAGAGUGUAGUAAUAGCGAGGAUGAGGCUCUGAAGUUAAUGGGUUCGCUUGACGACUUGCGAGAUACUGGGUUUAGGCUUAAUUAUCCUUGUUACAGCACUCUUUUAAUGUGUUUCGCUAAGUUGAGCAUGGGUAUGUCCGCAUUUUUUGUUUAUAGGAGAAUGGUGGGUGAUGGAUUUGUCCUUGGCAUUGUCGACUACAGGUCCAUUGUUAGUGCCUUGUGCAAAAGUGCUUUCGUUGAAGCUGCUGAAAUGUUUUUAUCCAGAGUUUUGAAAGUUGGGUUUCGUUUUGAUGUUCAUAUUUACACCUCUCUGGUGUUGGGGAGUUGCCGGAUGGGUGAUCUCGAAGAGGCCUUUCGAGUGUUUGAUAUAAUGCCCAAUCAAGAUGGAUGCAACGCCAACAGUGUCACAUACUCGAUACUAAUCCAUGGUCUAUGUGAAGCCCGUAGGAUUGAAGAAGCAUUUCAGUUGAAGGAAGAAAUGAGUAAAAAGGGUUGCCAGCCAAGUACACGUACAUAUACUGUCCUCAUUAAAGCUCUUUGUGAUGGUGGAUCGACGGACAAGGCUUUAGGUUUGCUUGACGAGAUGGCCAUGAAGGGAUGUGUACCGAAUAAUCACACUUAUACUGUAUUGAUAGACAGGUUGUGUGGAGAAGGAAGGAUUGAGGAGGCUAAUGGGAUGUUCAGAAAGAUGUUAAAAGAAGGGUUGUUUCCCGGCACCAUAACUUACAAUGCCUUAAUCAAUGGUUAUUGCAAGGAAGGGAGAGUCGUGUCUGCAUUUGAGCUACUUAGUGUGAUGGAAAGGAGAAACUGCAAGCCUAAUAUCCGCACCUACAAUGAGCUAAUGGAAGGUUUGUGCAAAAUAAAUAAACCUCACAAAGCAAUGUUGCUAUUUAGAAGAGUCAUUGAUAAUGGCCUUUUGCCCAACAGAAUAUCAUACAACAUUUUGAUCGAUGGAUUCUGCGAGGACGGACAACUUAGUGUGGCGUUCAAAAUAUUGAAUUCGAUGGAAGCAAUUGGCCUUGAACCUGAUGAUUUUACUUACACAACGCUGAUUGAUGGGCUUUGCCAACAAGGGAGACCUGUGCAAGCAAAUGGGAUCAUGGGUUUGAUGAUGAAGAAGGGAAUAUCUCCUGAUGAAGUAACAUUUACUGCUCUUAUCAAUGGGUAUUGCAAGAUUGGUGAAGCCGGAACUGCAUUUUGGCUUUUUCAGAGAAUGGUUUACCCCAGCUGUUUGAUUAGUCCACAUAUAUUCAAUUUAUUCCUUGAUGUACUUAGCAAACAAAAUAGGAUGAACGAAGCAAACUUCAUAUUGGGCAGGAUGGUAAAGUAUGGUUUAGUUCCAUCUGUUGUGACUUUCACAAUAUUAAUUGAUGGACUUUGCCGAGCAGGUGACACUAGGAAAUCUUUAGGCAUCUUAGGUCUAAUGAAACAAGUUGGCUGUCUCCCAAAUGUUUAUACUUACACUGUUCUGAUCCAUAGCCUAUGUCAGCAAGGGAGAUUGGAUGAAGCUGUGGCUCUUCUCUUCAAGAUAUCCCUCUUAGGAUUAUCUCCAAACUACAUUACAUAUACCAUAUUGGUAAAGGCACAUGUUAAAGCCGGGAGAUUUGAUUGUGCCCUUAAGAUUGUCAGUGCCAUGGUAAAAAAUGGUAACCAACCAAACAGCCAAAUCUACAAUGCACUGCUUGCAGGCUUUGUUAUUUCAUCCCGAGAACUAAAUGCAGGAACUGUGAGUACUUUGCAUGAUUUGGGUGCUAAAUCCUCCCUUAUAAGGGAGAAUUGUGAGGAUUGCAUUUCUGACUGCAUUUUCAAGCAAAUAAGCAUUAAUGAUGCUUUUGACAUUCUUGGUAAGAUCAAAGAAUCCAUUGGCUCCUCUAUGGAUUUGUAUAAUUUCUUAGGUAUGGGCUUAUGCAAAGUGGGAAGAAUGUCUGAGGCAGGUCUUCUUGUCCAAUAUAUGGCGGCGCAUGGUCUCUGUCCUGACAAAGCUCUCUGCUCUUUGAUCAUCGAGUACUUGUGCAAGGAGCAGAAAUUCGAUGACUGCCUCUUGUUCAUAAAACUCAUUCUCCAUAAUGGUUUUCUUCCACCUAAUACAUCAUACUGUUCUGUGAUACAUGGGCUUCGCAAAGCAGGAAAGGUGGAAGAAGCUAAAAGACUAGUCUCUGAUCUCAUCAGAUAUGCUGGUGUUGAGGAGAAAGCUGCAGUAGCACCCUAUGUCGAGUUCUUAGUAAAGGAAGAUGAACCCUGUCAACUCCUCGAGCUUUUAAAACUAGUUGAGCAGAUGCAUCAGGAUGAUAGGCCAUGUAUUUAAUCUUUAUCCCAUUUCUUCUUCUAACUAAGAAGAGCAGGGGACAUCUUGUUUCUCCAUAUGAGCAGGGAUCAGUCAAUUAAGUCUUCCCUUGACUGGCAACAUGCAUGAUACAUUCAUUCAUUCAUUCAUUCAUCAAGCUGCAUUCCAGCUGAUAUGCUGAUUCAGCUGAUGGUUUUGGGGGAACCGUUUGUGGCCGAUUCAACGAAAGCUAAGUGCUAUUGGGAGUUCUCUUUCACCAUGGUAAAACUUGAAUUUUGUUAAAUUUGAUCCCCCUGUAUAUUUGCAUGUACGGCUGAUGAUGGUCUUCAAAUGCUUCCAAUUUACAGAUUAGAUGCAACCAUCUCAGCUUGCUUAAUCAAUUCCAAUAGUUAAGAGUAAGGGGUAUACCAUCCAUGUUCAACUUUUUUCUCUUAUUUAAAUGUAUGUAC